Bemisia tabaci is the source of this 8491-nucleotide messenger RNA. RefSeq names its product cyclin-G-associated kinase (gene aux). Gene Ontology annotation, molecular function: AP-2 adaptor complex binding; protein serine/threonine kinase activity; ATP binding. NCBI's taxonomy places the organism in Eukaryota, Metazoa, Arthropoda, Insecta, Hemiptera, Aleyrodidae. Gene Ontology annotation, cellular component: cytoplasm. Gene Ontology annotation, biological process: protein phosphorylation; regulation of clathrin-dependent endocytosis; positive regulation of Notch signaling pathway. The record is from RefSeq and is a predicted model, not a curated record.
AUUCCCGAAACUUUUGCAUUGGCGCUGCUGCGCUCGAGCUUUUCUCAAAGUUUCAUCCAGGUUUUGUCCUUGUUGAUCCUGCAGAUACUGAAAUCGUCCUGCUUUUUCGAGCUUUCGUGUGGGUGUAGUGCUGUAGUGUCGUGCUUAGUAUGUGAUGGUGGGUGGUAGAUUAUAAAUAGCCUUUAUUUUUUUAAAAUUAUUUUUCUCUAGUCUCCUAACAAAAUGUCAGAUUUAUUUAAAUCAGCGUUCGGCUAUUUUAGCAGCAAUAAUUCAGGGCAAGAAAAUGAUUUUGUGGGACAAAUUGUUGAAAUUGGAAAUGUAAAGCUUCGUGUUAAAAGACUGAUUGCUGAAGGAGGAUUUGCAUUUGUAUUUGUGGCUCAAGCAUUAGAUACGGGUAAAGAGUAUGCAUUGAAGCGUUUGAUGGCAGCAGAUGAAGAAACAUGCAAAAAAGUAAUUCAAGAAGUGAAUAUCUUGAAAAAACUAUCUGGUCACCCGAAUUUAAUUCAAUUUAUGUCUGUAGCAACUAUUGACAAGAACUCCUCAGGUCAUGGAAUGACAGAGUUCUUACUUUUAACAGAACUUUGUGUCGGUGGCAGUUUGGUGGAUGUCCUUUCAAAUUUAAGCUCUCCGUUACCACCAGAUAUUGUAUGUCGUAUUUUUUGGCAAAUUUGCCAAGCUGUUCAUCAUAUGCAUUCGCAAUCUCCACCAAUCAUUCAUCGCGACCUAAAGAUAGAAAACCUGCUGCUUAGUUCUGAUGGAAAACUCAAACUGUGUGAUUUUGGAAGUGCGACAACCCAAGUUUUUCAGCCAAAUGAUAGUUGGUCAGCUCAGCAAAGAGCCAUGUUGGAAGAUCAGAUUGCACAGUGUACAACUCCAAUGUACCGAGCUCCUGAAAUGGUUGACACAUGGAAUAAUGGCAUGAUCGGUCCGCCGAGCGAUAUUUGGGCCCUAGGAUGUCUUCUGUUCACUUUAUGCUAUAUGAAACAUCCAUUUGAAGAUUCAGCAAAGCUUAGGAUUCUGAACGCAAAUUACACAAUUCCCCCGGGUGAUGCAAAGUAUGCAGAUUUCAAACCUCUCAUAAAAGGCUGUCUAGAGGUCGACCCACUGAAAAGACUGAAGAUUUCUGAACUGCUUGAAAGAGUAGUUGCAAUUGCUGAAUGCAGAAACGUCAAACUAAAAGAACCACUUAAGCUGGAAGGCAAGCGACUUGAUGCUAACGGCAAACUAGGUACAGGAAUGAACACAAAUCCUCCUAGCAGUCCAUCUCGACCUAGUAGAGAGCCACUUCCAAGACCUCCACCGCCUGUUUCAAGGCCUCCGCCUCCUCUUAGUAAUCAAGCACCACCUUCGACAAACAUUCCUCACUCAUUUCCCAAUGCUUAUCCUUCCAAUCACCCUUCUGUUCCGAGCGAAGGAGGCAGUCUGUUUUCCUCUAUCCGCGGAGGUGCAGGAAGUUUCUUCAAAAAUCUGAAAGAUACCAGUAGCAAAGUUGUUCAAAGCGUUCACCAGAGUAUGGCUAGAAGUGGAGUUGACAUCAACUACCUCACUUCAAGAUUAGCUGUCAUGCCUUAUCCUGCUGAAGGGCUGGAGCUCACAACCAAAAGUAAUCAUGCAGAUGAUGUGAGAGCACUCCUAGAAGCCAAGCAUGAAAUGGUCCAUUACUGUGUUUAUAAUGUCUCUGGCAGAGUUUACCCGGUCAACAGGCUAGGUAGAGGAAGGAUUAUUGAUUGCAGCUGGAAUGCGACAAUCAAACGAUCUCCCCCUCUACAUUCCCUUUACAAUAUUUGUCAAGACAUGUACACAUUUUUAGAAAAGGACCCUAAAAAUGUCUGCAUAGUACAUUGCUUGGAUGGUAAGGCAAGUUCAGCUCUUCUAGUAAGCUCUUUCUUCAUAUUCCUAAGAUUGUUCUCCAAUCCAGCGGAUGCAUUGCAAAUGUUUGCCGUGAAAAGGAUGCCGCCAGAUUUACAACCCUCAGAAAUGCGUUAUCUUCAUUAUUUUAACGAUGUCUUAAAACCCUCGCCUUUCGUCCCGAAUCCGCAACCCCUUAAGCUUGUGUCUUUGAUCAUGCAGCCAGUUCCUCUGUUCAACAAAGUAAGGGAUGGAUGCCGGCCAUAUGUUGAGGUGUACCAAGAAGAUGAACGACUCUAUACAUCGCAAACUGAAUAUGACAAAAUGACAGUUUUCAACAUUACUCAUGGAAAGAAACCUCUGUUACAGAUAUCAAUGGCGCUAAAUUUAACGGUGAUUGGAGAUGUAACAAUUGUAAUAUAUCAUGCUCGGCAUGUUCUGGGCCGCGUUACUGGAAUCAAAAUUCUUCAGCUACAAUUUCAUACAGGCUUCACAGCUGGGAAUACUUUGAUUUUCAACAAGUCUGAUCUUGAUGAGUUGUCUGAAGGAGAACAUUACCAAAGCGACAGAUUCUCUCUCACUUUGAACGUUGAAAGAUCGAGUGCAGUCAAUGCCCAGUUUCCUACACCUUGGAUGAAUCAUAGCUCCAAAAACUUGAAUCCAGCUUUGCUUUUCUCUUCUAAAGUAGAGGAAGAAGAAAUUAGAAAUUCAUUUGUCCCGAAAUCAGUGGCUCCAGCAAGGCCAAGCCCGCCAGCCAGGCCGGCUCCUCCUGCUCAUUCUGAAACAAAGGUGCAAGAAUUCGAAGAAAAGAAGGCUCCCAAAAACUCAGCUGAAAUGGAUUUGUUGAACCUGAGUCAGUCAAACCACUCUCAACAAGGUGGAGUAGACUUACUUAACAUUUCCUCUGAUAGUAGAAGUCACUCCAGCAACAGAAUUGAUCUCGUAGAUGUAGACUCCUCCUUAAAGAAUGAUCUUAGCUCCAAAGUAGAUCUUUUGAAUAUAGGAGAAGAUGUCAGUAGUACAGCAGCACCAAUGGCUCACAGCAACAUUGAUCUCUUGGCUGAUUUUCAGAGCACUCCAGCUUCUCAGAAUUCUACCGCUAAUCCAGACUUUUUUGAUCCCUUCAGUUUGAGUAACAAUGGAGCUUGCGGCCCCCAGCCAACUCCUUUCGUAUCUCAACCAGCAAAAGACCCUCAAAUAGAUUUGUUCGGAGACUUGGGAGCUGGCUCGGGGCAGGGAUGGGGUUCGGCAACUUCGAUGCCUCGGAAUAUCAGUACACCAAAUUUAAAUGCCGAUCCUUUCGCAGAUCUAACAAACUUAGGAACAAAAUUAGGAGCAAGCCCAGGGAAUUCGCCUUCUCACCGUCCCAGUAGUUGGAACACUCAACACAUCCCCACAGCCACUCCAAAACUCUCACCCAUGAAUAGUCCAAUUCAUCAGGCAAAGUCACCAUGUGAGCCAAGCUACAGUCGUUCACACUUUGAGAGUGUUAAUAAACCAGAAACAAAACCUCCAAAUAAAUCUGGAGACAUCUUUGGCGAUUUGCUGGGAAGUCAAGGUUAUGCCUUCUCUAGUAAAAAAGAUGCUGGGCCCCGUACCAUCAACGAAAUGAGGAAAGAAGAAAUGGCAAAAGACAUGGAUCCAGACAAAUUAAAGAUUAUUGAGUGGACUGAAGGCAAGAAGAAUAACAUUCGCGCCCUGCUGUGUUCAAUGCAUUCUGUUCUAUGGGAAGGAGCGCGAUGGCAGUGUGAUAUGGCACAGUUGGUAUCUCCUGCUGACGUUAAGAAGCAAUAUCGCAAGGCCUGCCUCUGUGUUCAUCCAGAUAAGCAAAUUGGAACUCCUAAUGAAAAUAUCGCUAAACUUAUUUUUAUGGAAUUAAACAACGCUUGGUCUGAAUUUGAAAAUGAUAAAAGUCAGCAAAAUAUCUUCUCAAAGUAGGAGACUGGCCCUCUUAUUGGAGGUGAAAUGGUUUUUCGAAUUGUUCUUGACUCUGUGAUAGUAAGUUUAUUUUACAGUUGAUAGUAGUAAUAUUCAGGUUCUUUGUCUAAUUUUUUCGUGGGGAAAAGAGGAUCCUCAGCUAACUGUUGUUAUUACCAUCAGCUUUAGUGGAAGUUUACUUUUUUUCCUGCUAAGGUCAUCCAGUAAAUUGACUCCCUUGAACUUUGAAAACGUCCUUUCAUUUGCAGCAAAAAUUACUAUUCUUCUGCUUAACACAUAAUGGUUUUUUUUCUUAUUACUUCAUUUUGUCCAAUUAAAACAUGAAGUAUCUAUAGUUUCAGCUCUCUGAUUUGAGGCCCCUCACCAAACCUUACCAUUAACCCUAUCAUUACCGGUCUAAAUUCUGCGUGCGCUCUUCGCACCGCAAUUGGUUAUCAUGCAAACAAAAGGUAAUGUCCCUCUUGGUCAUCCAAAAAAAAAAAUAACUGCAGAGUACUCUGUCAAAAAGUGGCUACAGUUGUAAUUUAGAUUCUCCUCAACAGAUAAGAGCCACAAAUAAGAGUACUUCUGAGUGGAGGUUGCGGAGUUAAUUAAUGGUGGAGAUGCUGCAGGAAGGGUACAAUUUUGCCGAACACAGAUGCUGCGUUCAUGGUUAUGGAAGGGUUAAUCAAAGGUAGAUUUUUUAUAGCAGAAGAGUGUUAAGUGUUAAUGAACUGAGUUAAGAAUGCAGAAUGUAAGAAUGCCCCCCCCCCCUCCAAGUGAAACCCCUCCAUUUUGUCUUUGAAAUGAAGGGAGUUAAUAAAUGCAUAUGAAUAAUUUUCUUAUACUUUCAUUUUUGUAUGCACUGGUGCAUAAUUUUCUUUGAAAGGUGCGGCUCGUCAAAAAAAGAAGAGAAUUGAAAUUCCUUGAUGUGAUGAAAAUCAUGAAAAGAAAACUCACGGCUUCAAAUUGAAAGACUUUGUCUUAAGGUCAUAAAUUAAAUUAAUAAAUAAUAAAAAAAAGAAUGUAUUAUGUGAUUUCAUAAAAACUUGAUUUUAUUCUCCCAACUAAUCAGCUCCUCCAUUAAUGUCUCAUUCUUGACGCCGCUGUCAUUUUUGCCUUAUUAUUUUUAUCUGUUAUCAUUAUUGCAUCGAUCAAUUUGUUGUAUCUAUUUUUCCUCUUGUUUUCAUUAUUUUACUUGGUGCAUAGAAAAUUCAAAUUUGAUGAAAUUGUGUGUAGCUCACAAAAUAUUCUUAUUUAGGUUAGAUAUUUUUCGAAUCGAAGUAUGAAAUGCUUAUAAUUUACUUUAUGUUUGCUUGAAAUUAUACUCUGCGGUCAAGUAUUUUUUUUUUUUUUCUAAAAAAAAAAAAAGAAGGAAUAAUCCUCAUGUAUUCAUGUAAUAUGUUUGUUAUUGACAUCAUCCCAUAAUUUAACACUAUUUCAUCUCGUCAUCACCCAAAAUAAAGUUCAAUUCCUGAAAUUUGCCACUUGAUGAAUGUUCCUUACUUCUUAUGAUCUGAAGAAACUGUAAAACAGUCUCAAAAUGAGGUCUGCAAAAAUGAAAAAUCGUAAAAAAUUUUGGUCCAACUCUAAGUAUCAAGAGAAGCUGUGAGUAUUUAUCUUUUUUCCGAGGAGAGUUUUAGAUUUAGUAAAUAUUUCUGAAAGAGUACCUUUUUUAAGGAAAGAGUUACGUUAGCUUAUUUCUAAGCAAUAAAAGUAGUAUAAACCACUUUUAAGUCUCGGUGUAAGUCUAAUUGUCUUGAACAUUAUUUGAUUACCGGAAUGGCAUCCAUGGUCAGAUUUAGAAUUGGAAAAGGGCCUCAUGGGUUGGCCCUCUCUUCUCAAUGAAAGAAGAAAAAAUACCAUAAAUUGGCAAACGUUACAAAAUGGUUACCAAUAACCGUUUUAAAGUCUUAUUUGUCCCUAGGUAGAUAAAUUCUUCAGGAAUGUUCUUUUAGAUUCAGUGUGCAUUUUAACUACUUGUGAAUAUGAUCAGGUGGAGGCAAGCAUUUUUGCACGAUUAUUUCCCAUACCUGCAGCCUGAUAGUUGAAAUUUAUGUUGGCAUAACAAGACAUCAAAAAUCGAUCGAUCACAGAGUACAGAUGUCUCGUCCUAUCUUGCGGUCAAAACCAAGCUAAAGUUUCAGCAAUCAGGCUACUGAUGGAUGUUAUUUCCAGGUUGUCCCAGAACUUUUUCUUAUCAUGAAAAAUUAGUGAUAUUGUAGUGUAACAUUAUCCAAGGAAAUCCUGCCUGUUUUUCGAGGAGACAGAAAAUGUUGCAUUCCUGAACGAUUUGAGGGCUGACCUGUAUCAUGUAAAGUCAUUUAAUUUUUUGUAAUUACUCUUUUCUAUUUUUUUCCAGCCCUGUAAGGGUUGACUUUUCCCAUUUAUUUUUCCAUUAUGAGUAUCAUUUUAUCAAGACAGUAGUAUUUAGCAUCAAAUUAUCAGUCAAUGCUCAUUUCAGAAUUAUUUCUUACCCACCACACUGAUGUGUUUCCAAUCAUUCGUUCUUGUGUCACCAGAGAUACUUGUAAUUAAGGACAACAUUUGGUGAGCAAUUGAAAAAACUCAAAAACCAUGGUCAGAAAAUGUUUACCCCAAAAUUUGUACAGUCGCUGUCAAUGUGCUGUUAGAUUGACGACACCAGUUUGCCUGUCAUUGAUGUCAGUUUGCCAGUGUCAGUCCCAUGAGCCUGAGACAUGUCAGUGUCUGGUCCAUGAGCUCGAUAUGACUGGAAAUAUGUUAAUUUAGUUUCUCUGGAGAAAGUAGAUGGCAUUGAAACGAAAGAUUUAUUUUAUUCUUGUAUUUCUUUGAAUCAAGUAAUUUUUAAAAUUAUUUGGGAGUUUUCCCAGAUUUCAAUAAGAUGCAGUGGGCAAACUGUGAGAAUAGCAGUUUGCUUUGGUGUUUCCACUUAGACUUUUUUUUUUUUUGCUCUUUCAUCCAUAAAAACUGGUGUACACCCAUGACAAUCCUCGUACAUCUCUUGAAGCUCAUAAUUUAAAAAAAAAAAAAAAAAGAAGAAGAAGACUUUUACAAUGAUCUGUAAAGGUUGUACAAUGUUCUCAAAGCAAGACUAAUUGGAACACAUCUUUUAAAACCAGCUAUAAUACUCGCUUACCAGUCAUUCUCUAUGGAAUCUAAAUUCUUGAAGAUCUCAUGUUAGAUUAAGUUCAUGCUAUGGCUUUUUAAAUUUAGAUGAUUUUUUCAUGAAAAUUUUCGGGUUAAGUUCAUUUACAGACUGAUGCAUUUUAUGCUGUUCCUAUUUUUCGUGCAAAACUAAUAGAGAUGGGUUUAAGGAAAUUGUGAAAUUUCUGCUUUCAUCGCUGCUUUCCUUCUUAGUUAGCCCUCAUCUUCUUUCUAUCUUUUGUUUAGUGUUUGUAGAAGACCAAUCUUUUUCAUGCUUUUCAGUUCAAAACUUGUUGAAUUUGACUAAUGUAAUGACAUCUAGUAUACUGCAAUUCUUGUGUAAAGAAUGAUCCUUCAUUCAUUUGUUAUGAAAGAAAAGGGUUUUUUUUUUAGCAAAUGAGCUGCUUUUGGAUUAUUAAAAAUGUUAAAGAGAAAUAAAAAUUGUGGAGUCAUUUCUUAUAGCCCAUUACUUUUGAAGUUCUAAAGUUUUGAACUUUCUUCUUUUGUUCUCAAUUGUACCUUUACAAGUACCUCUUAAGUUUCUCGUUUAUCUUCGCUUUUGUUCAUUUCCAACGACAAAAAGCUUUAAGUCCAUAAAAUAGAACAUACCUACCUAUUUUAAAUAAUUUGUGCAAUUUUCAACGACACAACCCAUUGUGUUUUUUCGCAAUGAUGAAAGUGUUUAAACUUACGCUUAUAUCCAUCAUAAUGUAAUUUAGUUUAAUAGAUUACCAUAUUUUUGAUUAGUUAUGCAUUUAAAUAAUUCAUCUAUUUUGAAAAGUGUCUGGACAAUUUACCUGCCAUGAUUUCUUGCCAGUUAAGUUCUUGAGAACAGAUUAUUACCAUCCAUUUACCAGGCUGUUCAUCUGUCUUGGAAAGAUGACUGAACGCUUCUCCUGUGCAGAAGUCAUCUCACAGAAUUUUCCACAAUUUUGUAUCAAAUAUUUUGUCUUUAAUUUUGGAAAUAAGCUAUCAUAGACUCAGUCUUCUGAUGUAUGAUAAAAAGGAAUCAAAGAUAGCACAGAAUUGGAAACAAAAAUAGCGAGUCAUAGUUUUGAAAAAAUGAGUUUAAUUAAUCUUUCACAGUGGACAAUAAACCGUUCAUUAAUUAAUCGUGCUGUUAAUGAGUUGUCUGUAAAUAACCAUUUGGUUUCAGAAUUGAUGAAUUGAAGUUGUAUCAAAAUCUUUGUAAACUUUGGCUGAAAGAAUCAUCAUGUAAUAUUUGUCAGUUCACACAUAUUGUUGACUUGUUAUCCAUUUUUGUACAUUAAAUUAUGUUAAAUGUAAUUAUUUUCUCCAAGAAUAUUUAACAUUAAAUGUGAUUCAUUAUUGAACCUAAUCUAAAAAUAAUUUUCAGUUGAAUGCAAAUUACCUAAAGGUUAAAAGGAAAGAUCCUUUCUCAUGGUCAUUUCUUCGAUUUUGCACCGCAAAUUGAAAUAGGAUCCAAAUACGUAAUUUUUACGAUCUUUGAAAGUGUAACUACUUAAAGUUAAAGUGAAAAUUAUUUUAUUGUUGAAAUUCUGAUGAUUAUUAUUAUGUACAUUCAGCGAUUAAAAUUCUAUUUGUUUAUGCUCGAGAAAUAAAUAAUAUUGCAUUCCCA